This is a messenger RNA of Drosophila nasuta, 437 nucleotides long. RefSeq lists its product as uncharacterized. Bases 1 to 393 code for a protein of 130 amino acids. The record is from RefSeq and is a predicted model, not a curated record. Lineage: Eukaryota; Metazoa; Arthropoda; Insecta; Diptera; Drosophilidae. The transcript is spliced from 2 exons.
AUGAAUAUGUCGAAUUUCAAGACAUCCCUAAUGAACUUGACGGUUCGACCUUCAAUUCGCGUCCUAGUUCGGCGGACACGCAGCACAAUUAUCCGAACAGUGAAUAAAUAUAGCCGAAAUCCACCGGAUCGUGGUGUUGUGUGCACAGUAAAGUGCAGAGACUGUGGCAAUUUUAUUGGACGUUCAAACUUUGAUUUUCUAAAGCGGCGACAAAAAUUGAAUUCAUUUAAUUGCGAGCAUGUGGCAUGCGGCAUUUUUGCUGCUGCGAUAAGUUUAAUUUUGGGAUAUGGAUUAUUUCUGGUGCGACGCUAUAAUCAGACGUUCUCUUAUGGAUCGGGAGGCUGCCAAGUGAACUUUCUGUGGCCCUUGCAUGAUUGCCAAGUUCAGAUUUAGGAUAAGCCAAAUGGAUUUCAUUUCAACAACAUUGUUAAAUAUUU